AUGGCCUCCAAGAACAUUCAAGAAGCUAGUCCUGGUCAGAUUUAUGCCAAGAUCGUCGAUGACGCACAAAAAAUUAUGCGUCAGUUCAAUACUCCUGUCGCGUCUGCCAACCUACUGAACAAGAUAACGGAGCGGGAACUGAGUACGACCACUGCUCCGGCGGAGUGGAAUACCUACCACCAGAUGACCAAUUUACAUCGUCUGCAACUAGAGACGUUGUUUGGCAUGAUACACAGUGUCGACGAAAAUGCCUGCAGUGGAUGGCAACCUCAGGGGACAUGGACAAGCACGGUCGUUACUGUUGGAACUUAUGGCGCAAAAGCCUUCACCUAUGAUGGAAAGAAACAAUUGGCGGCGCAGCUGGUCUCGAACGAGGGCAUUGCUUCCCUCAAAGCUGAUUUUGACCUCAUCCUCAAGCUCGUCACCAAGCUCACCGAACUCCCUACCCCGAAAAAGGCCCAAUAG
Molecule: messenger RNA, 465 nt
Organism: Neurospora crassa OR74A
Lineage: Eukaryota; Fungi; Ascomycota; Sordariomycetes; Sordariales; Sordariaceae
Exons: 3
Coding region: 1-465 (154 amino acids)
Source: RefSeq, a predicted model, not a curated record